Colletotrichum destructivum is the source of this 7655-nucleotide messenger RNA. Its product is annotated as Putative Acyl transferase domain superfamily, phosphopantetheine binding ACP domain, thiolase. Gene Ontology annotation, biological process: fatty acid biosynthetic process; secondary metabolite biosynthetic process. Lineage: Eukaryota; Fungi; Ascomycota; Sordariomycetes; Glomerellales; Glomerellaceae. The transcript is spliced from 8 exons. The record is from RefSeq and is a predicted model, not a curated record. Gene Ontology annotation, molecular function: phosphopantetheine binding; fatty acid synthase activity; 3-oxoacyl-[acyl-carrier-protein] synthase activity. The coding region runs from base 1 to 7347 and encodes 2448 amino acids.
AUGUCAUCUUACUGCCCAACUACUAAUUACAUACAACCUGAUUUCUUUAUCCCCCCCUCCCUCUCUCUCCCAUCCGCUCGUUAUCCCAGCGCGCUUCCUGUGUCGUCCAUCCUCAUCAUGCCUUCCUCUAUCGCUGUUAUCGGGUUGGCGUGUCGCCUCCCCGACGACGUUUCUUCUCCAGAGGAAUUCUGGCGGUUGCUAUUAGCUCAAAGAGACACCAACUCCGUCCCUGUCAACAGAUGGAACACGGACGCCUUCCAUCACCCGGGGCGCAACAAACCCCAAACAAUCGCGGCGAGAGGGGCUCAUUUUCUCAAGAGAGACGUGACAGCUUUUGACGCGGCCUUCUUCAACAUCAACACGAGCGAGGCUUUGGCACUGGACCCGCAGCAGCGUUGUGUAAUGGAAGUCACCUACGAAGCUCUGGAAAACGCCGGCCUCACCAUCGAUGCCGUGUCGGGUUCCCGGACGGGCUGCUAUGUCGGCUCCUCCUCGUCCGAUUACCGCGACUCCAUUGCGCGGGACACGGAGACGUCGCCCCGCUACGCCGCGCUGGGCAUCAACACAGAGAUGCUGUCGAACCGCACAUCGUGGUUCUACAACCUGAAGGGUCCCAGCAUGACGAUCGCUACGGCCUGCUCCUCCAGCCUCGUUGCCAUCCACAUGGCGUGCCAAGGCCUGUUGGCUGGCGAGACCGACAUGGCCGUCGCCGGCGGCGUGAACCUCAUGCUAAACCCGGAGUUCUCAGUCUACCUCAGCGGCAUGACGAUGAUCUCGCUGGAAGGCCACUGCAAGUCGUUCGACGCCUCGGGAGACGGGUACGCCCGCGGCGAGGGCUGCGGCAUGGUCGUCCUCAAACGCCUCGACGACGCCAUCCGGGACAACGAUCCCAUCCGUGCCAUCAUCCGCGGCACUGGCGUCAACUCGGACGGCUUCACGCAGGGGUUCACCAUGCCCAGCUCGGAGUCGCAGGCGUCGCUGAUCAGAGAGAUCUACCAAAAGGCAGAGCUAGACAUGGGCGACACGCAGUUUGUCGAAUGCCACGGAACCGGAACCAAAGCAGGCGAUCCCAUCGAGACAAGAGCCAUUUAUGAGACGCUUGGUAGAAAAGCAAGCAGUUCACAACCACUGGUGAUUGGCAGUGUGAAGCCUAACAUUGGCCAUCUGGAGGGCGCUUCUGGCGUUGCGGCUCUCAUCAAAUCCAUCUUGGCUCUGGAGAAGGGAUAUAUCCCGCCUCAGAUGUUCUUCCGCACGCCGAACCCCAAGACCCCAUUCCGCCAGUGGAAUCUCGAGAUCCCAACGGUGUUGACGCCGUGGCCAAAGACAAGGGGUCCCAGACGGGUGAGCAUCAAUAACUUUGGCGUCGGCGGGACAAACUCGCACGCCAUCGUCGAGGGCGCGCCUCGGCGGCAGCAGCAGCAGCAGCGGCGUGACCUGACCUCCGCUGCGGCGGACAAGAAACGCCUCUUUGUCUUCAGCAGCCAGGACAAGAACGGCCUCGUGCGCGUGGCCCAGUCACUGGCGGCCUACCUCGACAAGGGGGAAGAAGCCCCAGCAUCCGCUGGCCACGUCGCCAGUCUCGCGUACAGUCUCGGGAACAAGCGCUCGCGGUUCUCGUGGAAGAAGUUCUGCGUGGCUGCCGACUUGAAAGCCCUACGAUCCGGCCUGCUCGCGCUGACGAGCGACGGCGCCGUGAGGUCCAACGCCGCUCCGCGUAUCGGCUUCGUCUUCACCGGACAAGGCGCACAGUGGCCCCUGAUGGGUCUGAAACUACUUGAAUUCGACGUCUUCAAAUCUAGCUUCCAAAAGUGCCAGAGCUAUCUUACGGAGCUGGGCUGUCCCUGGGACGCCGCCGAGGAGCUCCGGAAGCCCGCGGAAACUAGCCGUAUCAAGUCCCCGGAUCUGAGCCAGCCGCUGUGCACCAUUCUCCAGAUCGGUAUCGUCGACCUCCUGGCCUCGUGGAACAUCCUCCCCGCCAGAGUCGUGGGCCACUCCAGCGGCGAGAUCGCCGCCGCGUACAGCGCGGGCGCCCUGUCCGCGCGGGACGCGGUCGAGGUGGCCUACCUCCGAGGGAAGUUCUCCGCUGCGCUCGGCGCGAUGGACCCGAGCCGAGAAGGAGGAGGAAUGCUCGCCGUCGGCUGCUCGCGGGAGAAGGCGGAGCAGUUGAUCGCCGAGGUCACGGCCGGGCGUCUCACGGUCGCCUGUGUCAACUCGCCGUCCAACGUCACCAUAUCCGGUGACGUAUCCGCCAUCGAGCAGCUGCACGACAGGCUGCGAAGUACGUCUGUGUUUGUGGCUCGGUUGAAAGUCGACGUGGCCUACCACUCGGAGCACAUGGAGACAAUCUAUCCGGGAUACGUUCAGUCGCUCACGCACAUCCGUCCCGGUCAGGGGCUCCAAGACGGCAACGCAAAGGCCGUCACCAUGGUAUCCAGUGUCGAGGCGGCCGAGGUUGACCCCGAGGUCCUCGGUGCCUUCUACUGGGGUCGCAAUCUUGUCUCGCCGGUCUUGUUCUCGGACGCGCUGGCUGAGCUUGUCCGGCCUACCGCCGACGGGCCUUCUCCUGGGGAGUCGGAGUCAAACACCGUCGACUUGCUGGUGGAGAUCGGACCCCACGCAGCCCUCAAGCAGAGCGUCAAAGACAUUCUCGCGGCGAGUGGGAUCAAGGGCGUCGAGUACCUGUCUUCUCUCUCUCGGGGCAUGGACGACAUGGACAUGGCGCUGUCUCUGGCCGGAAACCUCUUUGCAUCCGGGGCCCCGAUCGACGUCUCCAAGGUCAACGACGACAACGGACCAGAUGUCUCCCUGCUUACCGACCUGCCGCCGUACCCGUGGCAGCACGCGAACAAGUUCGACGCCAGCCCGCGCAUCAGCCGUGAGCACAACAUGAGGCCAUACCCGCAGAACAGCCUCUUGGGCGCUCCCAUGCCCUCCGUCGGCCCCAACGAGCACGUCUGGCGCGGCUACCUCCGUCUCGACGAGGAGAACUGGGUACGGGACCACAAGAUCACCGGCGUCGUGGUCUACCCGGGGGCCGGUCUUGUGGCCAUGGCCCUGGAGGGGGCCCGCCAGUUGGCCGAUGCCGGACGCCAGAUGCGGGCCAUCAAGCUGCGCGACGUGUCCAUCGGAUCGGCCGCCAUUAUCAGCGAAGACCAGCCCACCGAGUUCGUCCUACACACCAGGCCGCACCUGCUGGGGACUGUCAGCUCGGGGCCGGCCGCGUGGCUCGAGUUCACCAUCUCGUCCUCGGGAGGCGCUGAUAUGCCGCUUCGAGAGAACUGCCACGGUCUCAUGCGCAUCGAGUACGAAGGCGGGGACAACGCCAACGACUCGGCGGGCCGCCGCGAGGAAGAGGCCGCUGCCGUGCGUUCCUGUCUCGCCGAGUACGAGGCCGCGGCGGACGCCUGCGUAGACCAGCUUGCCAUCGAUGACUUCUACCGGGACCUCGCCAACGUCGGGCUCGGCUUCGGCGCAACCUUCAGAAACAUGCAGAAGAUCAAUUUCCGGCCGGGCGAGUCCGUCUACGACCUCACCAUCGGCGACCCGGGCGAGACCUUCAGCACGGGGCGGGCCGGACGUACGCAUCUAAUCCACCCGGCCACCCUGGACUCCGUCGUGUCGGCGCCUUUUGCAGCCUACUACGACGGCCCUGGCAAGCCCCUGACGCGGCCGUACAUCCCCGUGUUCAUCCAGGAGUUUGAGAUCUCGGUUGACGUCCCCUUCGAAAUCGGGACGCCCGUGAAGGGCUUCUCAAGGGCGAAGCGGCGCGGCAUCAGCGAGAUCGAGUCCGAGAUCUAUAUGUUUGACAAGGCCUUGUCACGGCGCUAUCUUAGCAUCCGCGGCUAUCGGUCUACGAGCGAGAUCGCGGCCGAUACGAGCGCUGGCGCCGGCGCCGGCGACGGAUCGGACACGUCGCCGGGACUGUGCUACUCUACGCAGUGGGAGAACGCUUUCAGUCUUCUCACAACGGAGGAGCUGGGCAGCUUUAUUUCGAACGCCGGCCAAACGUCAGACGAGAAGCUGGAAAAGAUUGCGAAGUUGAUCAUCCAUGAGUCCCCUGAUACCACCGUACUUGAGCUUCUGGCUGAAAAGCCCGAGAAUCUGACCGGCGGUACAUCAGCAGCCAUAACGGGUGGUCUCGCAGUAAGCCAGCCACAGAAGACAAGAUACGCCGUCCUAGGCAGUUCAUCACUCAAUGGCGUAGGCGGAGAGUUUCUCGAGCUGAAGCCCGGCAAAGCGGCCGAGGCCAAAUUCGACCUUGUCAUCUUGGGGCAGGGCUGCAGAGAGUUGAUCGACGACCAAAUGAGACUCUCAUUUCUUCUCGAGCACGUCAAACCGGGUGGCCGUCUGAUCUGCGGUUUCGACGGCGAGCAACUCGACGAGGCGGUGCCCAAAGACUGCCGAGUGGAAGUCUUUGCUGAUGAUACCGGUCCCGUCACUCUUUUCUUCACUGCUCCCGCGGUCGUUGAGGAUGAACCUUCACAUGCUUUCGACGCCGGCACUCCGUCUGCCGGCGAGGGUGACUCUACUAAUACCGCCUCUUCUGUCAAAGAAAAGGUGCUCAUUAUCGAGCCACCGGCGCCAUGCGCCACCGCUGUUCAGGCCUUUUCCCAAGAGUUGAUCAAGAUUCUUGAAGGCCAAGGGCUGAGGGCCAGUGCCGUGGCCUGGACGCCAGAGCUUGUGACGGAAGUCUCCUCGGAGCAACACACAGUCGUCAGCUUGAUGGAGCUGGACACACCUUUCAUGGAAAGCCUUUCUGCCUCGGAUUUCGCCCUUGUUCAGGGCGUCAUCGUGAAGGUAUCAAGUCUGCUCUGGCUGACGGCUCUGAGCGGCCCAUCGGCAUCCGUCAUCGACGGCGCCCUGCGAGUUGCCAGGAGGGAACUCGGCAACAUCGAGCUUAAGGUGCUGCACCUCUCCGCGCCAUCCGUAGAGCAUGGGCCGGCACUCGCAGCCAGGGUCUUGGCCAGCUCGACCCGCGACGCCGAGUUCCUCGAGGACGGGGACGGACUGCUGAAGGUGAGCCGCGUGUUCGAGGACCGGGCUCUGAACGCCGACGUCUCAUCCCACGCCGGCACCGGGACGCACAUGGAGUCUAUGAGGACGUGUGAUUUCCCACUGGCCCUCGGCAUCUCCAAGCCCGGUUUGCUGGAUACUCUUCGUUUCGGGCCCCAAGAGGAUGCGGGCGAGCUGAAAGAGAACGAGGUCGAGAUCCAGAUCAAGGCAUCCGGAGUGAAUUUCCGAGACGUCAUGAUCUCCAUGGGCUUGAUCGCCGACUCUCACCUGGGCUACGAGGGCGCCGGCGUCGUGCUGAGGACAGGGAGCAAGGUAACGAGCGUCAAGGAGGGCGACCGCGUCAGCGCGCAUGUCUAUGGCUCGCACGCCACCGUUGCUCGCACUGUCGACAUCAUGUGCGCCCGGAUGCCGGACGACAUCUCGUUCGUCGAGGGCGCGUCGUUUCCUGUCGUCUUCACGACCGCCUACCACGCGCUGGUCAACCUCGCCCGGCUGCGUUCGGGCCAGUCGGUGCUCAUCCAUGCCGCGGCCGGCGGCGUGGGACAGGCGGCCAUCCAGCUGGCGCAGCAUCUGGGCCUCGACAUCUACGUGACGGUCGGGUCGGAGGAUAAGAGGACGCUCGUGAUGGACAAGUACGGCAUCCCCGAGGGGCGUAUCUUCAACUCGCGCGAUGCGAGCUUCGUCAUGGGCGUGAAACGUGUCACUGGCGGCCGCGGCGUCGACUGCGUGCUCAAAUCGCUUGCCGGUGAGCUCCUACGCCAAUCUUGGUACUGCCUUGCCCCUCUCGGCACUUUUGUCGAGAUCGGGAGCCGCGACGUCAGCGAGAACACGCGCCUCGACAUGGCCCCCUUCGCCGCCGGCACCACCUUCACCUGCUUCACCCUCCUCGAGGUGCUCCUCCACAGGCCGGACCUCAUGGCCGAGACCUGGCGCAACACCUUCGACCUCAUCCGCAAGGGCUUCUUGCGCGCCCCGACGCCCCUGACCGUGAUGCCCGUCCACAUGGUCAAGGAUGCCUUCCGCCUCAUGCAGAGCGGCAAGCACCGCGGCAAGAUCGUGCUCUCGCUGGAUGGGAACGGCGACCGCGAUGACGGCGUGCCCGUGCCCGUGAUACGCGACCCCAAGACAGCCCUUCGACUCGGUCCGUCGGGAACGUACUUGUUGGUCGGCGGCCUCGGCGGUCUGGGGCGAUCUCUGGCCCAGAUGCUUGUCGACUCGGGAGCGCGCAACAUCGCCUUCGUCUCGCGCUCGGGGGCGACACAGCCGUCGGCCCGGGCCGUCGUCGAUUCCCUCGCUGCCCAGACCGGAGUCAACGUCCAGGUCUACGCCGCCGACGUCGCCGACGAGGCGUCUUUGGCCGCCGCCCUCGCGCGUUGCAACGAUGACCUGCCUCCGGUCAAGGGCGUCAUCCAGAUGGCCAUGGUCUUGCGAGACGGCGUGUUUGAGCAGCUGACCCACGACAAGUGGACAGCCGCCCUCCGACCCAAGGUCGACGGCUCGCGGAAUCUUCACGAGCACUUCGGAGCUCGUCGCCCGCUCGACUUCUUCAUCAUGUGCUCGUCCAUCUCGGGCGUCAUCGGCAACCGUGGCCAGGCCAACUACGCCGCGGCAAACGCUUUCCAGGACGCCCUCGCCCGCCACCGCCACUCGCUGGGCCUGCAGGCCUGCGCCGUCGACCUGGGCAUCAUGCGCGACGUCGGCGUGCUGGCCGAGACUGGCGCAGCCGGCGACCUGGUCAAGUGGGAGGAGCUGCUCGGCAUCCGAGAGCCCACGUUCCACGCGCUGAUGAAGACCGUCAUCAACGGGGAGCGGCGCCGGCUGCUGCUAAACCGCCAACGACAGACGCCCUCCGGCAUGGUGACCGAUUUCCCCGCCCAGGUCAGCGUGGGUCUGGCCACGGCCGGCGCCUUCGAGGCCACCGGCCUGAGUCUUCCGGACUGGCUGACCAUGGACGCCCGCUUCACCCAUUUGGCAGCGGUCCGCUCGAGCGCCCCCGCGGACGGCGGCGGGAACAGAACGGAUGCGGCGCAGUCCAUCGGGGCCUUGCUGCCGCGGCGUAUCGCCACGGCCGAGACCAGGGACGAGGCCGUUGCCGCCAUGGUCGACGGGCUGGUCGACAGGGUCUCCAAUAUCUUGUCGACCCCGGCUUCCGAGGUCGACCCCGGCCGGCCGCUGUACAUGUACGGCGUGGACUCCCUCGUGGCCAUGGAGAUGCGGAACUGGAUCCAGCGGGAUAUCAAGGCCGAUAUUGCCCUUUUCGAUGUCUUGGAGGCCGUGCCCAUGACCAAGUUUGCUGAGAAGGUGGUUGCAAGGAGCAAGCUGUGCACUUUCUAGAGGGAAGACUGUGCCCUCGACAGCCACGUGUAUCUGUACUAGCAGUCAGUUGGUAAUAACUGCCCUCUUUAUAAGUAUCAUUGUUCAAAAUGUCAUGGAGCUUGGAUAAUCUUCACCUACUGUAGGGCUGAAUAUCGAAAAAUACACCUGGUCACAUCCACUACACCUACCUACCUUUACUCUCUGUUUCAAAGUGGCUUCUUUGUGUGCUUGCUGCUUGCUUCCCUCAACUACUGGGAGUGGAGAUUGAGAAACCCACAGUCCCUUUAUGCCUAGCUAUUGCGCAUCCUAUCAACUCUGGCGUAGAC